Messenger RNA from Suillus bovinus, 2577 nucleotides. RefSeq lists its product as uncharacterized. The transcript is spliced from 3 exons. Bases 1 to 2577 code for a protein of 858 amino acids. The record is from RefSeq and is a predicted model, not a curated record. NCBI's taxonomy places the organism in Eukaryota, Fungi, Basidiomycota, Agaricomycetes, Boletales, Suillaceae.
AUGUCAGAAUCAGCAGACCUGACUUGCAAACCUCCGACUACUGUCACUUUUUCUUUUACAGCCCCCUUUCCUGCAGUAUCCUCCUCUAUUUCAUCAGCAUCAUCAACCUCUUCCGCGCUUAAGCAAAGGCGCGUGUCGCUUGCGCUUCCGUCCUCCCCCAGGCUUGUACCAGCGUGGAAUUUCCGUGACGACACCGGCCUCACUUCGCAUGUUGCUGAAACCUCUGCACCAAUGCCAGAACGUAAGGGAAAGAUGCGCAAGAUCGCUGGUGAUGGCGACUACCGUGAAUCAAUUGGCUCUUUUAUAACCCAACAGAAGAAACCACGCAAGAAAUGGUCCGAAGAAGAGACCCAAAUGCUCGUCGAGGGUUGCAACACGUGGGGCGUCGGCAAUUGGAAGGCCAUAUUGAAAGAUCCGAAACUGACUUUUGACAACCGCUCGCCUGUUGACCUCAAAGACAGAUUCCGCACUUACUUUCCUGACGCGUACAAGGAGCACUACCCCAAUGCGAAGACCCAUCUGUCCAGUAAAAUUCGGUCAACUCUCCCAGAUGGACGCUCCAUUUUUGAGAAGACGCGUAGUAAGAAGCGUCGUCCGUUUACUGAGGAAGAGGACCGCGCUCUCAAGGCUGGCUAUGAGAAGCACGGUACUGUAUGGGCAACGAUAGUCAAAGACCCCGUCUUCCAGGAACAGAAUCGACGCUCAACUGACCUCCGUGACCGUUUCCGCAACGCGUUCCCUGAGCUGUAUCAAGCAGCGGGCUAUAAGCCACGGAACGCGCCUAAAAAGCGGAGAGAGUGUGUCCAGCCACUUCCCAUUCGCUCAGCAACUGAUGAUCAGUUGACUGCGCACAGCAGCCACAUAGGUCCUGCCCGCAAGAAGCGCGUGCAGUCAAGGCAGGGUAUGUUCAGAGGUGGGACGAAGAGCGUCCCAGAGAGCGCAACAUGCUCUGAAGAUGACGACAGCUCAGGUGGUGAGGAGGAGGGCGGCACCAGGCUGUUUAGAUGCCCACCUAUUAUGCACGACAUCUCUCAGCCUGAUGAUACGUCUUCGCCAGACGGACUUGCGGAGAUGGACAUGGAGACAAUAGACCCCUUGUCCGAGCCACUAUCCAUUCCCGAUUUCAUGCCUAGUGCAUCGCAGUCUCUCUCAGAGCUCACGGACUCCUCUCAGUCACAGACUUGGUCCAGCAUAGAGACACCUCUCAACUCCGCGACGUGGUCCGCGACCACCGCUUCUCCGACAUCAUCACAUAUUUCUUCUGAUUAUCUGCUCGGUCAUUCUCUCUUUGAUCGUCGCUUGAACACUAUUGGAAAGUCACCUUGGGGUCCGCACGACUGGUUUUCUGCCAACCCGCGGCUCGAUACGUCUGCUUUCUCCAGUAGUGGGUCAUCAUUUGCCGACGGGUUGUCUCCUGCACCAUCAUCUCCAUUUUCCUUUCAUAACCUCAACCACGGCGUCGUCGAUCGUUACGACCUCUUUCCGAGUUCCUUUCCAAGCGACUUCACUUCUGAUGUCGGCGUUGGAGAUUCACAUUCCACAUUUUCGGACCAUGAGAUGUUUGCGUCGAGCAGUUUCAGGGGAUUCACACAUCACUCCAACUAUGCCGGUGACCUCAUCUUUGGCGCACGGACACAUCAACCCCAGCAGUCAUACUAUGGCCCCGGAUUCGGGUUUGGUACAUCUGGCCUUGGACUCUCAGGGAUGCAGCAAGCUACCGGCCUACAUCCUCUCCAGAUCCACACCCCUGCACUGCCAGGUAUUGACGAGAUCGAGCUGGCGUCGAUCACGCUCAAUGACCAAGCGGAGAUUUCGGGCGAUGCCGCUCAGACCACUGGUGAGAUUGGAGUGCAGAAAGAUGGUUCAGAGGCGUCUUUAGGUCUCUCUGCCCUCGAAAUAUAUACCAUGUCGCAGCAGAACAUGGAUGAUAUCGUCGACUUGACGCAUUCCACUCCCCCUGCAACACCCAUUACCUCGACUCGGCCUCUACGAGGUCAUCCCCACAUGCACGCAUCGUCUCAUCAUGGUCGGUCUAUCUCAGUUCCCCCAUCCGAACACCGGUAUAUGUCUACCCACAUGUCGCAGAGUCAUGGUGCGUCUCAACCACAGAUCACGAGUACUCGCUCGCUCCCUUUCUUCGACACUGUUCCGCUCUCACAUCCUUCUGAUCUGGCAUCUAUGCAUGCACCGUCUUCGUUAUCAUCAGGGGCAGAGUUGUGGCGACCCUCAAACCCUACUGACUUCCACGGUGUUCCCUACCUUGAUUUGCACUAUUUCAAUAGCCAUGCUACUGAUGGACAUGAUGCUAACCCCAUGACCAUCGACACUUCGCGUCAAGGGCAAGCGUUAGACCUUGCUCGUUCACAUCCUUCUCAGAAGUCGGCUCCUCCGGUACCGUACUCCACAGUCUCUCAGGAACUUCAGACGGCGCAGGCGCUUCUGACAGGCACCACCGUACGUCAGUCACACACGAUGCACCACCGCGGGACGAGCUUUGUCUCCCCGCAGGAUCUGCACUUCCGCAAAGUGAGCGAUAACAAGCGGAAGAGGGCGAGCUGGGAUGGCGGGGUCUUCUAG